AUGGUAUCUAAUGCCUCUCCAGGUCCCAACACCCGUCCUUUAGGGUCUGCGAUUGAAGUAACUGCAGUGGGUGACCCAGAUGAAAACGGUGUCUUAAUUUUUCUGUCUCCAGACAUGCAGGCUAGUUUGAAGUCUACCAUGGAUAGUAGCUGCACAAAUGCGGUUGACACGAGCUGCUAUCAAGCAGUUAUGAACGUUCUUGAGGGCGCCAAUCGCGUCCUUCAAUCCCGCGACCUUAAGAAACACGAGCUAGAAAGACGAGAGGUGCCUGUUCUAGGAGCUAUCGCUAUCUUAGUAGCUGGCUUAGUAUGGCCGAUCAUUUACCAUGGAGACCAUGUGGUCCCGGUGCCGAUAAAUAUUCCCCCGGCGCAAAUUGAGGAGUCUUUUGAUCUGGAAACUGCCACUGCUAUCAUUGUCGUCACCGAUGAUAAUGCAUCCCCGAUGACCGUAACUCAGCCCCCAGAGCAGGCCGUGGCCACCGGAUCCCCGCUCAUCAUCACGACCAUGGCAAGUUCUGGCAAUGGUGCAAGUGUGGGGGAUGUGGCUAUUAAGCUGGACUCAGCAGAGGCAGCGCACUUGCAGGCGCUGCUAUCCGGUUCGAACAACGGCAACUGCGAUGUGGGCAACGAUUUCUUCACUCCCACGCUUCGGGCUCGCCAACUCGACCAGUCAAAUAUUAUCUGUGCUGGCAUGAACGUCAUCGCCGACGGCAUCACUCGCGAUGGGGUCCAACCCUGGCUUUUUGUCAUUCCCGUAGUUAGCGUUAAAAUUAGUAAAAUACUUAUAUUAAUAACUAUCUUAUCCGUCGCUACCUAA
Molecule: messenger RNA, 816 nt
Organism: Penicillium cataractarum
Lineage: Eukaryota; Fungi; Ascomycota; Eurotiomycetes; Eurotiales; Aspergillaceae
Exons: 2
Coding region: 1-816 (271 amino acids)
Source: RefSeq, a predicted model, not a curated record